AAGGCUGUUGAGGCGUUUAUAGAAGUUUAUGGCGAGGCUAUCCUGCAAAAAAUGGAUGGAGCGGCGUCUUUUUGGUGCAGACGAGGCUGCAGGCACAAAAACUGAAAAAGGGGAAGAUAGGGCAGGAAACACCAAUAGGUUUGCUCACUUUCAUUAGGGAAGCUAGUAAAAAGAGGCGCCUGUGGCCAUAACCUAAGCUCCCUUCCCAAUCUCUCCUUUUUGUAUUCCCUCCACCAUCGCCAGCAAUAGCCGCAAAACGCGCUCAUUCUGAGGGAAAAAAGCUUUGAGAUCGGGCUUUCGUCUUUCUACUUCUGGUCUUUUUUUUAUUUCAUUUAAUUUUUCCCAAGAUAACAAAAACGUACAAAACUAUAAAAAAGGAAUUUACUUGAAGGUGUGAUGGAUCCUCUGCGGGCUCAGCAGCUGGCAGCUGAGCUGGAAGUGGAGAUGAUGGCUGAUAUGUACAACAGAAUGACCAAUGCCUGCCAUCGUAAAUGUGUUCCUCCUCACUACAAGGAAGCUGAACUGUCAAAAGGGGAAUCCGUGUGCCUGGAUCGCUGUGUCUCCAAGUAUUUGGACAUUCAUGAGCGCAUGGGCAAGAAACUGACAGAACUCUCAAUGCAGGAUGAAGAACUGAUGAAACGGAUGCAGCAAGGGACUGGACCUGCCUGAAGUCCGGCUUCAGAUUCUCCAACCUAUCUCUACACCUUGUGUCUGGACUGGUGUUAAUUCUUGUUUUUGCCAGUAAAACAUCCAUACUGUGUUUCCUCUACCAGCUGCUAAUGGGGCUGGAGCUCUGCCUUCCCUUUUUAGGCCUAAUAAAUGAUUAUGCCUUGUGAAGGAAAACAAA
This is a messenger RNA of Crotalus tigris (Tiger rattlesnake), 847 nucleotides long. RefSeq names its product translocase of inner mitochondrial membrane 10 (gene TIMM10). The transcript has 3 exons. NCBI's taxonomy places the organism in Eukaryota, Metazoa, Chordata, Lepidosauria, Squamata, Viperidae. The record is from RefSeq and is a predicted model, not a curated record. Gene Ontology annotation, biological process: protein insertion into mitochondrial inner membrane. The coding region runs from base 397 to 669 and encodes 90 amino acids. Gene Ontology annotation, cellular component: mitochondrial inner membrane.